Molecule: messenger RNA, 155 nt
Organism: Paramuricea clavata
Lineage: Eukaryota; Metazoa; Cnidaria; Anthozoa; Malacalcyonacea; Plexauridae
Source: the annotation of a GenBank genome assembly
AAGAGGGAUAAUUAAAUUUUACAAGAAGAGGAAAGGAAACCGCCAGAAAAUGGAAUCCAUUCGAAGAAAGGAGAGUUCGACUGCCCUGACAAAUCCUAAUAACAGUCCUAUCAUGAGCAGAGCUUUAUCAACGCAGUUGUUACCACACGAGCUAC